Molecule: messenger RNA, 690 nt
Organism: Rotaria sp. Silwood2
Lineage: Eukaryota; Metazoa; Rotifera; Eurotatoria; Philodinida; Philodinidae
Source: the annotation of a GenBank genome assembly
AUGGACUUUCGUGAGAUAUUUUUUUCACCAGCGGUCAAUUUUCUCAAACCUAUUCGUCUUACUGUACUACCUAAUCUUGGUUGUGACGAUGAUGAUUGGCAACAUGCCACACCAUAUCCAGCCAUAGACAGUGUUGUACUUGUCAUGCAUGAUAAAAACAACUGUUCUGUGGUAGAAAAGAGUAGUGGUGCAAGGGCAACUCUUGUCCUAGCACUGAAUUUAGCUCACCUAUUUCAGGCAUCAUCCUAUGAGAAACAUUUAUAUCGAAUUCGAUGCGGCUGGUGGGGUGCAGAAGAAAAUAGUAUGCUCGGAUCAUAUCAUCAUGUCAAUGAAGCCAACAUUACAAUCGUUGAAGGUAACCGUUUGAAAGACUAUGUGCUAGUAUUGAAUUUUGAUAUGCUUGCGUCAUUCAACUUUUAUUGUGGCACCUAUGAGCCUACUUCACUUCCAGACAAAAUAUCAUCAAAAGUAAAAAAUGCCUCGGACAGAAUUUCACAAUUAUUUCGCCACUGGUUUGAUAAAGAAGGUCUACCGUGGGAUAAUAGUUCACCUAUUCUUAGUGAUUAUGUUCCGUUUCUGUUUGCGGAUGUUCCAUGUGGUGGUAUAUUCUCCGGAGCAGGCAGUAUUAAAACACUUGAACAACGGAAUCGGUAUGAUAUAAUGUUAGGCCACGGAUACGGUGGUAUCUGA